AUGUCCAGCCCAACACCUGCCCCAAUCGCCAUCAUUGGUGGUGGCAUAUUUGUGAAAGAACAGCACUUGCCUGCUGUGCUAGCCACGCCUUUGCUCUCGCUCAAGGCCAUCUACUCGCGCUCUCUCAAGUCCGCCAAGGACACCUCAGAGCUCCUUCCGGCUUCGCACAGCGCUGUCGACCUCUACUCGGAGGACUCUGGCCCCGGCAAGUCCUUCAGGGACCUUCUCUCGCGUUCCGAUAUUGUCGGCGUGAUUAUUGCUCUCCCAAUCCGAAACCAGCCUGAAUUCAUAGAGGCCGCCCUCAAGGCGGGUAAGCACGUGCUGGCGGAGAAGCCCGUUGGUCCAGACGUAGAGUCGGCUAAGAAACUGAUCUCCUGGUAUCGGGAGAUUGCCGCGGCGAGCAAGGUCACCUGGGCCGUAGCCGAGCAAUUCCGAUUCUUGCCCAAAUAUGUCUGGGCUGCAGAGCAGGCGCGGACGUUGGGCAAGGUGAUUGGGUUCAAUUUCAGGGUAUUCCAACUAUGCAGGCAAGACAACAAGUAUUUCAACACUGAGUGGCGGAAAAACCCAACACAUCCAUUUGGAUUCAUCCUCGACGGCGGCGUCCAUUCCACUGCAGCCGUUCGUAUGUUCCUCGGCCAAGAUCAGGCCCAGACAGUCAUUGGUUACUCGUCUCUAGCCCAGCAACAUCUCGCCCCGGUGGACACGCUUUCCGCUGUCAUCAAGACCAAGUCCGGCGCGGUGGGUAGCUUUACUUGUAGCUGGGGAACUACCAUGAAGGCGACUGAAUACACUGUGGCUUGUGAAAAAGGCAGCGUCACUGUCGAGGGUGACGCAGGCUGGAUUCUCCACAAGGAUGGUCAAAAAGUCGAGAAGGACUUCCCGUUCCGGAUCGGCUCUGGAGUGACGGAGGAAGUGCAGGCUUGGGGAGCUGCGAUUGCUGAAGGCAAGGAGAAUCCGCUGCUGACGCCCGAGAUAACCUUGGGCGACCUGGAGUUGCUCGAGUACAUGUUGAGGAGUGCCGAGGAUAAUGGUGCUCCAAAGAAGCUAGACCUUCAGUAG
Diaporthe batatas is the source of this 1059-nucleotide messenger RNA. RefSeq lists its product as uncharacterized. Gene Ontology annotation, molecular function: nucleotide binding; oxidoreductase activity. Gene Ontology annotation, cellular component: cytoplasm. Gene Ontology annotation, biological process: NADPH regeneration. The record is from RefSeq and is a predicted model, not a curated record. Bases 1 to 1059 code for a protein of 352 amino acids. Lineage: Eukaryota; Fungi; Ascomycota; Sordariomycetes; Diaporthales; Diaporthaceae. The transcript is spliced from 4 exons.